AUGCGUUUUGAUCUUGGCUUGCCUCAUGAUUUUAUCCUCACACUUCUUCCCGAAUUUCCUGAGUAUUUUCAGAUUUGUAAUAUGGAUAAUAAUUCAAUGGGUUCUAAUAAUUCAAUGGGCUCUGUAGUGUUCGGUCUAGAAUUGGUCUCAUGGAGAGAUAAUCUGGCAACCUCAGUGUUGCAGAGAAAAACAAUGGAGGAAAGUUAUGGUGUUAAAAGGCAAAUGCCCAUUAAGUUUCCAACAAAUUUACCAAAAGGGUUUGAUUUAGAAAAGAAAACUUUAGAAUUGACUUCACAAGUUGGCGUUGAUGACGUUCGGAUGAUAGGAAUCACGGGUCUGGGUGGUGUGGGGAAGACGACUCUUGCAAGUGUAGUUUUUGAUCAGAUAGCCAAUCAAUUUGAUGGUAAAAGUUUUGUUCAGAAUGUUAGAGAAUGCUUACAAGACUCCAGGGGUUUCCAGGAUAUGCAAAAACUGAUCCUUACUUCUGUGUUUGGGGAUCAAAGCAUUGACGUGCCAAGUGAUUUUGAGGGGCGUAGUAUGAUGAAAAGGAGGAUGCCUAGUAUAAAAGUCGUAGUUGUAAAUGAUGUGAAUGAUGUAAAGAAACUUGAGGCGUUAGCAGAACCAAGUUGGUUUGGGCCAGGAAGUAGAAUCAUCAUUACAUCAAGAGAUAAGCAAGUAUUGGAAGCUCAUGGAGUUCACAAUAUUCAUGAUGUUAGUACGUUAUCAGAUGAGGAUGCAAUUCGUCUCCUUAGUAGGUAUGCUUUUAAAGCAGAGAAUCCAGCUCAAGGUUAUGAAGAGCUAUCUAAAGAGGUUUUGCGCUAUGCUGCUGGUCUUCCUUUAACCAUCAAAACUUUAAGUUCAUCCCUACGUGCUCGUUCCACAGUUGUAUGGGAAGAUGGCAUAAAAAGACUAAAAGAUAUUCCAUGGGGUGAUACCUUAAAAAUAUUGAAAAUAAGCUAUGAUGCUCUAGAGGAGGAUCAGAAAGACAUAUUCCUACGUGUUUGUUGCCUAUUGAAAGGUGAAACGGAGAAGAAAGCAAUCAGAAUACUAGAAAGUUUAGGAUUUCAUGCUCAGAUUGGUUUAAGUGUUCGCAGAAAUCCUUGA
This is a messenger RNA of Erigeron canadensis, 1104 nucleotides long. Its product is annotated as TMV resistance protein N-like. The coding region runs from base 1 to 1104 and encodes 367 amino acids. Gene Ontology annotation, biological process: defense response. The transcript is spliced from 2 exons. Gene Ontology annotation, molecular function: RNA binding; ADP binding. Lineage: Eukaryota; Viridiplantae; Streptophyta; Magnoliopsida; Asterales; Asteraceae. The record is from RefSeq and is a predicted model, not a curated record.